Molecule: messenger RNA, 744 nt
Organism: Didymodactylos carnosus
Lineage: Eukaryota; Metazoa; Rotifera; Eurotatoria; Philodinida; Philodinidae
Source: the annotation of a GenBank genome assembly
AUGAUGGGAAGUGAAACUGUGGAAAAAGCAGAUCUCCGGAUCAGGAAAGAUUAUCGAUUUGAUGCCGUUGAAUGUCAAAAUCCCUAUGAAUUUACCAUUGAUCAAUGGAAAAAAGUGUUUAAUGAAGAAAAGAGACCGAAAUGGGUAUUAAUCAAUAGUCCACCACUUUUUGAUCAACCUCAAACAAUAUCUACAUUUGAUCAGUACAGACAACAUAUCCUCGAUAAAACAUUGGACUAUGCUAAAGAAUUGAAGAUAUCAAAAGUUCAUCUUGUGAUGAAUGACGUUAGUAAUUCCUCACAAAUACCAUCUGUGGUAAAUUUAUUGAAAUUAGCUGCACAAUACUUUGCUCCACACAAUAUUAUGUGUCUCAUCGAACCACUUUCAACUCGUUCAGACUAUUAUUUAAGAUCAUAUUAUUUAGCGGCAGAUAUUGUUCGAGAAGCCAAACAAUCGAAUCUAAAAGUUAUGUUAGACUCAUUUCAUUUACAAAGAUUGCAUGGAAAUUUAACAGAAAACAUUGAACUACUUGCUCCCUUUGUUGGUCAUGUCCAAAUAUCCCAAACGCCGCUUCGAGAUUGUCCAAUGAAUAAUGGAGAAGUCAAUCAUAAAUAUUUUUUACAAAAAAUAGCCACUUUUUAUCAUGAUUAUAUUGGAUUAGAAUAUAUAUGUGUGAAUUUUGCUCUUAUUAUUGAUAUUUUAGGUACAAUGUUUGUUUAUAUGAAAUUGUUGAAAUUCAAGUAA